AUGGCAAUUCAAAGAGUCAAUCCACAUCAACUGAUGAUACCGCUCCAAUCCCUAAAUCCACAUCCAACAGUGAUGCCACCCCAAAGAAAAGAGACAGACCUCCAAAGAUUAACUUUAUCAACUAAAAUGACCUAUCAUGUUUAUGUGAGUAGUAGUGAUUGGGAUCUGCUUAAACAAAUAUUUAAUUUAGAAUAUUCAUUAUUAGAGAACAACAGUUCUUUUCAAUUUGAAAUAAAUAAACAAGUGCCUAUACGAUCGAAUGAUAGUCCAUACAAAUGUUAUUCAAAUCAGUUUAAUAUCGAUCCAUGUUGGAUUUCACGUUGCCUAAUGAUACCAAAAUCAAAAUCAUUCUUUAAAUGUGUUAAAAGAUCAGGUGACCAAAUUGACAGUUUCAAAUUAACUAAACUUCGUGAUCGACUCAUCGAAAGCCUCGCCACAAGUCAACGCCAACAAAAAACAAACAUGCACCAACAAUUGUCUAAAAUAUUAGAACCAACUACAUCACAAGAAAACCCACUUCUCCAAAACAAUACCAACACACUUCAUAACAUCACUACAUGUAUACCCAAUAAGAAUAUAAGCCAAGAAGUUAUUCUAAGCUCAACUCAACUAUCAACUUUUCAAAACAAUUAUCAAAUUAAUAUUAUCAACAAUUCAAUAACUAUAGUAAAUAAUAAUGUAAAUCUGGUCAACGAGCUUCAAGCUAAACUUAAUCAUAUGGAGGCCGAGCUUGAACAUACCAAUGCCGAGCUUGAACAUACCAAAGCCGAGCUUGAUCAUGCCAAGGCCAAGCUUAAGGAUACAGAGACCGAGCUUGAUCAUACCAAGGCCAAGCUUAAGGAUACAGAGACCAAGCUUUAUCAUACCAAGGCCGAGCUUGAUCAUACCAAGGAUGUGCUUAAGGAUACAGAGACCAAGCUUGAUCAUACCAAGGCUGAGCUUGAUCAUACCAAGACCGAGCUUGAUCAUACCAAGGCCAAGCUUGAUCAUACCAAGGCCAAGCUUGAUCAUACCAAGGCCAAGCUUGAUCAUACCAAGGCUGUGCUUAAGGAUACAGAGACGAUUACAAUUAACUAUUAUGAAUAUCGUACAACAUUAUUUAAAAAAGUUAGAGCAAUCUGA
Messenger RNA from Heterostelium album PN500, 1122 nucleotides. RefSeq lists its product as uncharacterized. The record is from RefSeq and is a predicted model, not a curated record. Lineage: Eukaryota; Evosea; Eumycetozoa; Acytosteliales; Acytosteliaceae. The transcript is spliced from 3 exons. The coding region runs from base 1 to 1122 and encodes 373 amino acids.